CAGGAGUAUCCUACAAGAUGAUAAUGUUUGUAGCUAAGACAAAAUACACAGUAGUUUACAUAUGAAGUAAGUGAAACUAUGUAGCAAUUGAAUCUCCCAAAGAUGAUGACAAAGAUCUUCAAACAGGCCCAACCCACACGAAAAAUGCAAGUUGCUGUUGAAACGGUAAUGAAGCAACAAGUUCCAAGGCUGUGUGCAAUGUCCCUCUGAUAUCCUCCACCAUCCUUACCUAUGGAUGAAGCUUUUUCUAUCAUCAGUUUCUGAUUCAUUCCAGGAAAUGGCUGCUUUCCAGUUUGAUUUGAAUGCCAGUCCUCUAAUCAACUGGAGAAAAGGAGUCACUUGUAUAAGCCAAAGAAAAGGAAAUGCUUCAGCAAUACAGCUCACAUGAAUAGCUAGGACUGAGCACUGAAAUCCAGCAUCUGCAUCUUCUCAGCCUGUUUCUUUAGGGCUGUUUUGACUGGAAGGAGUGGGAAUUUGGGAGGCUUUCCUCUUCUGACUGAUUCCUUUUCAAGGUAGUCGGUGAAGGCAAGUGGAAGGCAUGACCCCCUCUUCAGACAGAGAUCUCAACGGGCUGGAUAACCCCAGCUUUGUGGGUGAACAUGGGAGCCACUGCCAUUCCUCACCAGCUCAUGCUGCCUGGGCCCCACCUUCCCUGGAGGAAGGUGGGGGCACUGGCCACAGAGGGACCAAGCUUGGCUACAUUGUCACAGAUGUGCCCCCCUGGUAUCUGUGCAUCCUGCUGGGCAUUCAGCACUUUUUGACAGCCAUGGGAGGUCUCGUAGCCAUCCCGCUGAUCCUCUCUGAAGGGCUUUGCCUCCAGCAUGACCUACUGACCCAGAGCCACCUGAUCAGCACCAUCUUCUUUGUCUCAGGAAUUUGCACCCUGCUGCAAGUCCUCUUUGGAGUCAGGCUGCCUAUUAUUCAAGGAGGGACUUUCACAUUCCUGACCCCCACCUUGGCAAUGCUGUCUCUCCCCAGUUGGAAGUGUCCUGCCUGGACACAGAAUGCCACUCUGGUGAAUGCCUCUUCACCUGAAUUCAUCCAAAUCUGGCAGACACGGAUGAGAGAGGUGCAAGGAACUAUCAUUGUAGCUUCUUGCUUUCAAAUCGUCGUUGGAUUUUCAGGCCUGAUUGGAUUUCUGAUGAGGUUCAUUGGCCCCCUGACAAUUGCCCCCACCAUCACCCUGGUUGCACUACCUCUGUUUGAGUCGGCUGGGAAUAUGGCUGGGAAGCACUGGGGCAUAGCAUUCAUGACUAUUUUUUUCAUAGUUCUGUUCUCUCAGUACUUGAAAGAUGUUGCUGUGCCACUGCCAUCUUACCAGAGAGACAAGAAGUGCCACUUCUCUCCAAUCUACCUCUUCCAGAUCUUCCCGGUGCUGCUGGGGCUGUCCCUGAGCUGGCUGCUGUGCUACGUGCUGACAGUGGCCAGCGUCCUGCCUGCGGCCCCCGCUGCCUACGGACACCUGGCCCGGACAGACACCCGCGGCGCCGUUCUGGCACAGGCUCCCUGGUUUCGGCUGCCUUACCCAGGGCAGUGGGGAAGGCCGACGGUGAGCCUGGCUGGGAUCUUCGGCAUGCUGGCCGGGGUGGUCUCGUCCAUGCUGGAGUCGGUGGGAGAUUACUACGCCUGUGCCCGCCUGUGCGGGGCCCCCUCGCCGCCGCAGCACGCCAUCAGCCGCGGCAUCGGCGUGGAGGGCAUCGGCUGCCUCCUGGCCGGGGCCUGGGGCACGGGCAGCGGCACCACAUCCUACAGCGAGAACGUGGGGGCGCUGGGCAUCACCAAGGUAGGGAGCAGAGUGGUGAUCAUUGCUGGUGCCUGUGCCAUGCUCCUGAGCGGCAUCUUCGGGAAAGUUGGGGCAAUGCUUGCCAGCAUUCCCAUCCCCGUGAUUGGAGGCAUGUUCCUUGUGAUGUUUGGAGUUAUCACAGCAGUGGGCAUUUCCAAUUUACAGUACACAGAUAUGAACUCCUCAAGAAACAUCUUUAUCUUUGGAUUUUCUCUAUUUGCUGGCCUCACAAUUCCCAACUGGGCAAACAAACAUAGUACCCUGCUGGAAACAGGAAUCAUACAGCUUGACCAAGUGAUCCUGGUGCUUCUCACCACUGGCAUGUUUGUGGGUGGACUUCUGGGCUUUAUCCUGGAUAACACCAUUCCAGGAACACAGGAGGAGCGGGGGCUCCUGGCAUGGAAGCAAAGCCAUGAGGGAGGGACGGAGAGCUCUCAGUUUGUUUCCAAGGUCUAUGAUCUUCCAUUUGGCAUAGGCACCAAAUAUUGCAAUGUCUCUUGGUUUCACUAUCUCCCUGCUUGCCCCAAAAGACUGCCUUGUGACAAGAGAAUGAAUGAACUGAAGGCUGCUGGGCAGAAAAACAGUGUUAAAGCAAGCUUAGAAAGAAACUCUGAGAUUGGUGAUGAUACAAGGAUAUAAGCACCUGGCCUGCAAAUGAACUCAUCUCAGAAGCAGAGGUCUGAAAGUGUGUCUGCAGCCCUCAUCAUCUCAGCAUGAGCUGGCUGCUGUUAGAGGGUGGAGCAGGAGAAGGGUAAUAUGUUCUUCUUCCCAGCUCUGCUGACUGCAUCACUGAUGGCCUCGAGGAAGUAUUUUUUUCCUCCUCUCUUCCUGCCUGCUCACUUCUAGGAAGAACCUAAUUCCUCCUCAAGGAACACCAAAGGCCAAGAGAUGCCUAGUAAAGAUAUUCUGUUUCCUUCCUUGCAUUGACCCUUGGGCACCCAAAGGGGCAGAUGUUCAGCUGAAGCAGAAGGGCUUCCUGUCCCCUGAUAUGGCAGCUGAAGGAGCCAAUGGAGAAGGCAUCCCUGAUGUGGGCCCUGUACCAGUCUCAGGCAUCCCUUGGGUUGAAGUUAAUCCCCAGCACCUUAAAGCAACAUUCACCUCUCACCUUGUGCUUUAUACCUCAUCCUGGCCAAGGGGAAGGAGCAGGUGCCUCUAAAUCAUAAUUCAUCUCAUUCCAUAUUCCCAUAAUUUAGCCAGCCAAAUGAAUGUUGUUGUAAGAGAGGCAUCUAAAGUUAAUGGGUUGGAUUGUCUUCUGAACUCGUCUCUUCUGUCUCAGACCACAAAGGGACUCUAGAGACCUUAGUUAGGUUCUUGACCUAACAGAAAAAACCAGCUUCACUGAAUUGUAUUCCACCUUUGGAGUGUUGGGAAGGAGUCUCAGGCGAACCAGUUUCCUGUAGGGUGCCCAACCCUACAAAGAUGAAGGAAUUCUCAUCAAAUAUAAUGGACAAAACACUUCUGCUCACAAUCUUGUACAUCUGUAUGCUACUGCCAUGUCCUGUGUACCCUUGAUGUACCUGUUUGGUCUGGUGUGGUGAUUGUGUGGUGACAAGCACUUCUCUGGAAAACAGGUGUGCAGGUUAUUGCUCCUAUUCCCUAUUAGCUUCAACCUGUAUGGCCACAUGCAAUGUGAUCACAUGUGGUCCUGGUUGCUGGUGGUGUGUAAUAACAUUGUUGCUGUAGCACAAGCUUGUGUUUCCUUCAUUGAGAUA
Molecule: messenger RNA, 3495 nt
Organism: Oenanthe melanoleuca
Lineage: Eukaryota; Metazoa; Chordata; Aves; Passeriformes; Muscicapidae
Product: solute carrier family 23 member 1-like
Exons: 12
Coding region: 539-2422 (627 amino acids)
Biological process (GO): transmembrane transport
Cellular component (GO): membrane
Molecular function (GO): transmembrane transporter activity
Source: RefSeq, a predicted model, not a curated record